Danaus chrysippus (African queen) is the source of this 1461-nucleotide messenger RNA. The record is from the annotation of a GenBank genome assembly. Lineage: Eukaryota; Metazoa; Arthropoda; Insecta; Lepidoptera; Nymphalidae.
AUGUGGCCCCUAAUCAUAUUUAUUUUAUUUUUAAUAAUCAUAAAAGAUCUCAUACAAAAACCGCUUCAUUACCCUCCAGGUCCAACUUUAAUGCCAAUUGUGGGUAAUCUACUAUCGGUUUGGCUAAAAGUGAGGAAAGUUAAGUAUUACCAUAAAGUAUGGCAACACUGGUCGAAAGUUUAUGGAAAUAUUCUGGGUCUUCGUCUAGGUUUUGUAAAUAUCGUAAUUAUAUCUGGCAAGGAUUUAAUAAAAGAAGUUUUGAGCCGCGAUGUGUUUGAUGGGAGACCCGAUGGAUUUUUUUAUCUCAUGAGAUCAUUUGGAAAAAAAAUUGGGCUUGUUUUUUCCGAUGGCCGAGUAUGGAACAAAACCAGACGUACAGUUUUGAAAUAUUUAAAGAAUUUUGGCUAUGGUUCCCGCGCAAUGGAGACUAUUAUCAGUGAAGAGUGCAAAGCUCUCGUCGAUUUGAGAUUACAGGAUGCUGGAAAAACCGUCAUUAUCAAUCGGAUGUUUGACGUUUCAAUUGUCAAUAUUCUGUGGAAAUUGGUCGCGGGAAAAAGAUAUAAUUUAAAAGAUAAGCAAUUAUUGGCCCUGUGCAAUUUGAUAACCCAAUCGUUCAAGGUAGCCGACAUGAGUGGGGGUAUAUUAAAUUUCUUACCCUUCCUGAGAUUCAUAAUGCCAAAUUUAAUUGGAUAUACAGAACUGAAAAACAUUCAUAACACCUUGUACGAUUUUCUAAAGAACACAAUAGAGGAACACAAGGCUACUAUCGACGUACACAAGCCGAGAGACGUCAUCGAUGUGUUCCUGAUAGACUCUAUGGAACAACAGUCGCUUACCAGCGAUGAGGAGCUUCAGGUGAUAUGUCUCGAUCUCCUUGAAGCGGGAGUUGAAACAGUUAACAACACGGCUGUAUUCAUGUUGCUACAUAUAGUUAGAAAUGAUAGCAUACAGAGGAAACUUCAACAGGAGAUUGACGCGGAAAUAGGACAGACGAGGCCGCCAACACUUAGUCACAGAUCCAGCAUGGUAUACACUGAAGCAGUCAUAUUAGAAACUCUUCGGAUAUCAAGUGUGGCGGCAGUCGGCAUCCCCCAUAUGGCACUCGAAGAUGCACGAUUAGGAAAAUAUGUUAUACCAAAGGGCACUUUUAUUUUACUGGCAAUACACGAUCUACAUAACGGUCCGUACUGGAAAGAUCCCGAAGUGUUCCGCCCGGACAGAUUUCUAACUAAAGAAGGAAAUCUCAUACAAAAUGAAUUUUUCAUGCCGUUCGGAAGUGGGAAAAGAAGAUGUAUCGGCGAAGGUCUGGCCAGAUCGGAAUUGUUUCUUUUUUUGGUACACAUUUUACAAAGAUUCAAUCUUAAAAUACCGGACGGAGAUCCGAUGCCGUGUCCCGAACCGAUUGAUGGUGUGACUUUAUCGGCUAAGGAAUUCGGAAUAGUAUUUGAACCAAGGUUUUAA